AUGCGAGCGCUAUGGGCUCGACAUACUCUGACAGUCGUCGGUUUACUGCUGUUCAUCAGGUCGUACCUCGUCUGGAGACCCCUGCUCCACAGCUUCGCCGAGCCGCCGGCACCCAAUGACAAGCAUUUCUCGCGAUUGUUCCUCGUUGUCGUCGACGCCUUGCGCAGCGAUCUCGCUUUCGGGUCCCUGGAUGGCUCGAUAGCACCUAUGUCUAACGUUGCAAGACUGAUAGAAAGUCGUAAGGCGCUCGCUUACACUGCCAAAGCGCAAUCGCCUACUGUGACCUUGCCUCGACUCAAAGCGAUCACGACAGGAACGCACCCCGCAUUUCUCGAUGCAAUAUCGAAUCUCAUCGAAGCAGGACCCCAUGCAGAGCCUGUUCGUGUACUCGAACAGCAAGACAGUUGGCUUUGGCAGCUCAGGCAUGGAAUCAAUGGGACGCGCUCCGCUCGCCGAAUGGCUCUCUACGGUGACGACACUUGGCUAAGACUCUUUCCUCCAGCAUGGUUUGAGAGCUCCGAUGGUGUAACAAGUUUCAUGGUCACAGACACGGUCACGGUCGACACUAACGUCACCCGACAUCUCGAACGCGUACUCGAAUCAGGGACUGAGCAUGAGGUCGACGUGCUCAUCUUGCAUUAUCUCGGCCUGGACCACAUUGGCCACCUGCAAGGACCUCGAUCCCCGCUCACGCUACCCAAGCAAGCUGAGAUGGACACCGUGUUGGCGCGUCUGUGGCGUCACUUGGAAGUGCGCGACGCUCGCGAUGAGCAGAAGAGUCUGCUCGUCCUCAUCGGUGAUCACGGCAUGACUGAACAAGGGAAUCAUGGUGGCUCUUCUGAAGCCGAGACCUCUGCUGCUUUACUGCUUGCUUCUCCAAGCUUCGAUGUGGAUUCCACAAUACACACCCAGAAAGGACAUCCGUCCAGACCCUACAGACUGUACCAACAAUGCAACCAGGUCGACUUGGUGCCAACAUUGAGUGCCUUACUUGGCCUCGGCAUGCCUGCCAAUUCACUUGGAGUCAUACUCAAGAGUGCUCUCGAUCAAGCGCGUUUCGACGCUGAACAUCACGACGAUAUUCUGGAACGUAAUCGGCGCCAGCUGAGUCAGCUGAUGCGAGAGACGUACGGAAUGGAAUCUGCCCUCUCAGACUCGUCGGCAAAUGCUCAUCAGGAUAUGCUAAGCAUGCAGAACUCAGCUUUCGGCUCUUUCGGCAGCGCGCACCUGCUUUCGCUCGUGCCCGGCCUACUCGUGCUCGGCAUCGCGGCAGGCAUCAACGUGCGCCCUUGUUGCCAGCGUCUAGCGACUAGCACGUCCUUCGGGGCUCUCAUCUCUGCAAUGACAGUCUUCUAUCUGGCGACGCUUUUUGCCAGCAGCUUUAUCGAGGAAGAGCACGAAUAUUGGGCGUUCACGGGCGUCACCAUCAGCCUGCUCUGUGCUGCGCAGGCCUUCUCUUCGAGCCCAUCGACAUCGCGCUCGUUGCUUACCGUCACGCUCGUGGUCCGGGUCUUGCGUGGAUGGUCGUCAAACGGCCAGAAGGACACGCGAGUAGACGACAGCUUUUCGCGGUGUCUCUCACAAACGUCCCAGCUGCUGCUCCUGCUCAUACUGGUUGCUUUGACCAUCACACUGAUCGCUUUGCAGCUUGUGCAACAUCCGCAACAGGGCCGCACUCGGGGUCUUGCAUGGCUCGCUGCGAUCACGCUUUCGCUUGUCAAUGCUGCACAGGUCUCGCCGUCGGCGGAUAGUUGGCUCGCUGAUCACCUGGCAAAUGCCAAUACGCUUUUCAGGUGCCAUGCAGGCAUCGCGGCCGCUGUCAUCCUCGUCGACGGCCGGUCUAAGAAGUCUCUGGCAGCCGUUGCGUCGAUACUGGUCUGCAUUACACGGCCAACGAAUAAGCCCUUGUUUCUGAUCCUCUACCUGGGGCAGAGCAUAUUGAGCAAGAUCGCCUUUCCGCCUGUCUGCACAGAAUGGGUCAUUUUGUGCGUAGCAAUGUCGUCCUUUUUCGCGCUUGGCGGCUCAAACUCGUCUUUGGCCAAUGUCGAUCUCUCUUCUGCUUAUCUUGGCCUGAACAGCUACAGCCCAAUGCUGGUAUCAGCGAUGACCUUUCUCAGUAAUUACUCUCUGCCGGUGUGGUGGACGCUGGCCACAUCAAGCCCGCCCCGUUCUUACGACCUGCCCACGGCAUUCUGGUCGCUGGCAACGCUUUCUCUUUGCCUGUCUGCGACAGUAUUUAGAGAGCACCUGUUCGUGUUCUCAGUCUUUUCGCCUUCGCUGAUCUUCUGCGCCGUGCGAAUUUGUCUGCUUCAUCCGCUAGUAUUACUAGUAGCAACGCUGCAAUCGCCUUGA
Messenger RNA from Mixia osmundae IAM 14324, 2352 nucleotides. RefSeq lists its product as uncharacterized. NCBI's taxonomy places the organism in Eukaryota, Fungi, Basidiomycota, Mixiomycetes, Mixiales, Mixiaceae. The coding region runs from base 1 to 2352 and encodes 783 amino acids. Gene Ontology annotation, cellular component: endoplasmic reticulum membrane. The record is from RefSeq and is a predicted model, not a curated record. The transcript has 5 exons. Gene Ontology annotation, biological process: GPI anchor biosynthetic process.